Molecule: messenger RNA, 745 nt
Organism: Aspergillus welwitschiae
Lineage: Eukaryota; Fungi; Ascomycota; Eurotiomycetes; Eurotiales; Aspergillaceae
Product: SCP2 sterol-binding domain-containing protein
Exons: 3
Coding region: 175-564 (129 amino acids)
Cellular component (GO): cytosol
Source: RefSeq, a predicted model, not a curated record
GGUAAGCUCGCCGCAAUAAUAAGCAACCCCGGGGUCCAGCGCUGCUAUUAAUAUAUAAUUCCGGUCCCUCCUCGGUGACAGUCUGUCUGAAUAUCUGGUUACAUCAAAACUUACUAGCUCCUCUCCUCUCCGUUCACUGUCGGUUUACCCUUUCUAUCUUCUCUCAUAGUCACCAUGUCUCUCAAGAACGACGCUUUCCCUUCUUCUGCCGCCUUCGACGCCAUCAACUCGACUCUACAGGCUGAUGCUGCCGAGCGCAAAGAGGCCAUCAACAAGGCUAAAGCGGUGGUCGCUUUCAACAUCAAGAACGAUAAGGGCAAAGAAGAGAGCUGGUAUCUCGACCUCAAGGACAAGGGUGUUGUAGGCAAGGGCGCCGCCCCUGAGGGAGGAAAAGCUGAUGUGACUCUCUCCCUUUCGGAUGCCGACUUCAGUGCCCUCGUAAGCGGCAAGGCCAAUGCUCAGAGGCUCUUUAUGGGUGGGAAGCUCAAGAUCAAGGGCAACAUCAUGAAGGCGACCAAGAUGGAGCCUGUCCUGAAGAAGGCCCAGGGCAAGGCUAAGCUAUAGAUACCCGGUUUUUGUUCGUUAUCUUUUUACUACAGUUGAAACAUCAAUAUUGAAACACUGCUGGUAUUGUGUUUUUUUUUAUGUGUCAGCUGGUACUGUUUGCAUUGUAGGCUACAGGGCACUGCUACUAUCUAUGUACUAGGGGUAGGCUUAAGAAUGCUGCGACGUCAUUUCAAUCAGG